Messenger RNA from Gorilla gorilla gorilla (western lowland gorilla), 478 nucleotides. Its product is annotated as LYR motif-containing protein 2-like. The record is from RefSeq and is a predicted model, not a curated record. Gene Ontology annotation, cellular component: mitochondrion. Lineage: Eukaryota; Metazoa; Chordata; Mammalia; Primates; Hominidae. The transcript has a single exon. Bases 1 to 267 code for a protein of 88 amino acids.
AUGGCCGCUUCCCGCUUACCCCCAGCAACACUAAUGUUAAAGCAGUUCAUCAGAAGGCAACAAGUUCUUCUCCUCUACGGAAGGAUUUUCCAAACAAUUCACCAAGUUCCAAAUGAUUCUGAUCGCAAAUACCUGAAGGAUUGGGCAAGGGAAGAAUUCAAAAGAAACAAAAGUGCCACCGAAGAGGAUACAAUUCGGAUGAUGAUUACUCAAGGCAAUAUGCAGCUCAAGGAGUUAGAAAAAACACUUGCUUUAGCAAAAUCUUAACUAUAGCAUUAUUCUGAAGGAUUUUCAAAGUCUCCAUGUGUUUUGUUGCAUUUAGGAUUAACAAUGGACAACACAAAGCCCAGUCUUACUAUUUGUAUGUACAGUAUUUGGUGAUAGAGAGCAAAGAAAAACACAUCAAAACAGUUGCCUUAACACUGAAAAACAUACCCUGCAUUUUGAAAAUGUUUAUGGAUGGCUCAGCAGUUUUUAA